CCUCAUGAGAGGCACGGCACCGGAGCUGCAGCUUCACCUCGCCAGCUCUCGGCCCGCCCCUCGAUCGCCCAGGCCGGUAUCCUCCCUCGCCGGCGCCACCAUGGACCGCAAGAGCAAGUCCACCAAGGGCUCCGCGGCGAGCUCGGCAGCGGCGUCCAUGGCCGCGCUCGCUGCCGCCGCGGCGGCCGGCGACAGCAGCGCGGACCCCGGGGCGGAGGACAACGUGCCUGCGAAGAUGGCAGCCGUGGGAGACGUCUCCAGCUCCUCCCCGGUGGCGGCGAGGAGGAGCGUGGCGGCCGCGGGCGGUGCCGCCUCCAGCUCCUCCCCGGUGCCGGCGGCGGCGAGGAGGGGCGCGGCGGCGGCGGCGGCGGCGUCUGUCGCGGCAGGAGGAGGAGGCGGCGGCGGGCCGAGGUGCCAGGCGGAGCGGUGCAACGCCAAUCUGAUGACCGACGAGAAGCCGUACAACCGGAGGCACAAGGUGUGCGAGGCGCACUCCAAGGCUCCCGUCGUGCUCGUCGCCGGCCUCCGCCAGCGCUUCUGCCAGCAAUGCAGCCGGUUCCACGAGCUGUCGGAGUUCGACGACAUCAAGCGCAGCUGCCGCCUGCGUCUGGCCGGGCACAACGAGCGGCGCCGGAAGAGCUCGGCCGACGCGCACGGUGGUGGCGGCGCCGGCGCCGGCGCCGGCAAUGGAUUCCGCCAACACGCCGAUCAGAACGGCCCGGCCGGGAACCACUUCCAGAUCAGAUAAACCUAUCUAUCUAAGCAUGCUCUCUCUCUUCUGUCAUGCAGCAGGAUAUGCUAGCAUUAUUAUUACCGAUAAAUAUGUGUUGCAUCGGUCGUCUACCCUGUGUUGCGUUACUAGUACUACGUGCUAACUGAAUCAUGUCGGCAGUGCACAUGACCUCCUGCAGUGGUAGUGUGCUUGUAUGUGCACCGACCGGAGGUCUACGUGCUAAUCUCUGCCAGAAAAAACCAGCUAAUUAUAUCUGCUGAUUGUAACCUAAUUAAUUUGCAGCCAAUUAAGCAGGGACUGCUAGCUAGCGUAAUUGUUGGUGUGAGUAUGUCUGCACUACGUGUGUAAUCCUGUGGCCUGUCCAAACAGUAAUUUGUGCUGGCUGUGUGUAUUGAUGUUGAUGCUGCUCUGAUAAUUGUGGUAAUAUAUGUGCUAUUUAUUCAAGUAGUAAUGAUAUAUAUUUGUUGUA
Messenger RNA from Sorghum bicolor (sorghum), 1202 nucleotides. Its product is annotated as squamosa promoter-binding-like protein 13. The transcript is spliced from 2 exons. The record is from RefSeq and is a predicted model, not a curated record. Gene Ontology annotation, cellular component: nucleus. Gene Ontology annotation, molecular function: DNA binding. Bases 5 to 748 code for a protein of 247 amino acids. Lineage: Eukaryota; Viridiplantae; Streptophyta; Magnoliopsida; Poales; Poaceae.